This is a messenger RNA of Homarus americanus (American lobster), 1792 nucleotides long. Its product is annotated as putative GTP-binding protein 6. NCBI's taxonomy places the organism in Eukaryota, Metazoa, Arthropoda, Malacostraca, Decapoda, Nephropidae. The transcript has 8 exons. Gene Ontology annotation, cellular component: cytoplasm. Gene Ontology annotation, molecular function: GTP binding; ribosome binding. The coding region runs from base 1 to 1614 and encodes 537 amino acids. The record is from RefSeq and is a predicted model, not a curated record.
AUGGCUUAUAUUGGAGUUCUACGAUCGGGGGUUUCUCUAUGUGAAAAUAUUUUGGUUAGUUCUUCCUCAAGGUUAAAAGUAUAUAGAACUGAAAAUGCUCUCAGGAGUUAUACAGCAUUUGCAGGUGAUUCAACCAUGACUUAUCAGUUUUAUAAGUCAUGUUCAACUUCAAGUCUCACUGAUCUUGUAAGACUUCCAUUACUCAAGAGCAGUUGUAUGAUAAGCUUGAGACCAUUUACCACAACUGUAGUAACUUGUAAGAAGAAGAAAAGUGCCAAAGAAAAAAGACAACCUGUUGAUGUAGUUGAGGAGGAUAUUGACGAUCGCUUCUUGGAUGACCCAACAUUUGAAUCUUUAAGACAUGACUCAAAAAUUUUAGGAUUUAUCGGAUCUCACUCGGCUGCCAUCAGAGAAUUAGGUGUAGUAGUCCUGCAGCCGUGGGUGAAGUGGGGGCCUCAAAAGAAGGUGACUACUUCAGGACAGUUAAUGUUAGAUGAAGCAGUAGCUCUCAUCUCCACGUUGCCAGGUGUCCGUGUUGUGGCAAAGGAGGUCGUACCAGUAAAAAGUUUAGAUGGAAGAACAAUCUUUGGAUCAGGAACUUUGGAGCGGCUCGCCUCCCAGAUACGCUCCACGAGUACCACUUCCUGUGUCUUCAUUAGCAUUGAUAUGAUGAAGAAAUUCCAGAUGAUGGAACUCGAAGAAAUGUUUGGCGUAAAGGUUCUCGAUCGGUAUUCUGUAGUCUUGGGUAUAUUUCGUCAUCAUGCCAGCACCAGAGAGGCCAAACUUCAGGUGGCUUUAGCAGAAUUACCAUACAUCAGGAAGAGAGUGUCAGGAGAUACACAACGCACAAUGGUGAUGGAGAGAGAAAAGCGACUGAAGGCAGCUCUCACCAAGUUAGCUGGGAUCAGAGCACAAGUCAGGAGAGGCCGAGAGAGGUCUAACCUACCAACAGUGGCAGUUGUUGGCUACACUAAUGCUGGUAAAACUUCUUUAAUCCGAUCCAUCACCGGUGACAAGCGAGCCGAGGGGAAAGAUCAGCUGUUUGCCACCCUGGAUGUCACAGCUCACGGAGGCAGACUACCGUGUGGUGUGGAGGUGGCCUUCAUCGACACUGUUGGCUUUAUCCAGGACAUUCCAACUGACUUGGUAGCUUCUUUUAAGGCAACACUUGAAGAUGCUGUUUAUGCUGAUGUUAUUGUCCAUAUCCGUGAUGCAAGUCACCCAGACUAUGAAUCACAAGGGCCCAUCGUCGUCCAAACACUAUCCUCUCUGCCUCUCCCAGAGACCACCCCCAUUAUCACUGUAGCAAACAAAAUUGACUUAGGAAUGGCAAAACCUGAAGAUGCAUUUAAAGAUGUUCAUUUGGUGUCUGCUGCUACUGGCCAAGGGUUGGAGGAGCUUAUGGCAUCUAUAGAAACUGAAGUUUUAAGAGUCACAGGACGACGUACUUGGAAAUUUUCUCUGCCAACAGGAUCAGACCAAAUACAAUGGCUGAGGAGAGCCACUGGUCUGGCCCAAGAGGAGAUAGACCAAGGUGACCCACAGGUAACCCACGUCAUCGCUGUCCUCACUGAUCAAGAACUUGCUGCAUAUCAGAGAAAUUUCAGAAGUUAAAUCAAAGUGAAGUGUUCUGCAAUAUCCUGGGAGUGAGAUUUUUUAAUGUUUUCUUCUCUACAGUUGUAUAUUUUGAAUUUUAUGAGUACUGUACUUAAGUAAAUGAAAACACGAAAGGAAUAAAUAAUUAAUACAUGUGAUGUAAAUGAGAAUAUUUAUAAAUAUUUAGUAAACUUUA